AUGCCCAAGGAAAUUCGUGACAUUAAGCAGUUCAUCGACAUCGCGCGGCGAAAGGAUGCGUCCUCUGCACGCAUCAAGAAGGUCGCCUCGCGCGUCCCCGGCGCAAAGGAGAAGACGAAGUUCAAGAUCCGCUGCUCACGGUAUCUCUACACCCUCUCUCUUGAUGACCCAGAAAAAGCCGAGAAGCUCAAGCAGUCUCUCCCUCCUGGUCUGAACGUCAUCGACAUCAAAAAGACGCCCAAGAAGAAAUAG
Molecule: messenger RNA, 252 nt
Organism: Heterobasidion irregulare TC 32-1
Lineage: Eukaryota; Fungi; Basidiomycota; Agaricomycetes; Russulales; Bondarzewiaceae
Exons: 4
Coding region: 1-252 (83 amino acids)
Biological process (GO): protein-RNA complex assembly; translation
Cellular component (GO): ribosome; cytosolic large ribosomal subunit
Molecular function (GO): structural constituent of ribosome
Source: RefSeq, a predicted model, not a curated record